This is a messenger RNA of Diceros bicornis minor, 1877 nucleotides long. RefSeq names its product mitochondrial ribosomal protein L49 (gene MRPL49). The coding region runs from base 114 to 602 and encodes 162 amino acids. Gene Ontology annotation, cellular component: ribosome; mitochondrial large ribosomal subunit. The record is from RefSeq and is a predicted model, not a curated record. The transcript is spliced from 4 exons. Gene Ontology annotation, molecular function: structural constituent of ribosome. NCBI's taxonomy places the organism in Eukaryota, Metazoa, Chordata, Mammalia, Perissodactyla, Rhinocerotidae. Gene Ontology annotation, biological process: translation.
UGUGAGGCUCACUGUUAUUCCUUGUAACCCUAAAAACCGCGACCCUACUUGGGGGCUUAGUUUUCUCGUCUGAUCGGGGGCUCUUCUGGAGCUCAGAUGCAAGAUUGAGAGGGAUGGUGGCAUUGCCUGGAGCGCGCUCUGGAGUGUGGGGGGUGGAACCUGAUUGGAGAACAUCCCAGAGCCAGACCCAGGGGCCUCCCGAUUACCCCAGUUUCGUGGAGUCUGUGGAUGAAUACCGGUUUGUGGAGCGCCUGUUACCUCCCACCAGCAUCCCAAAGCCCCCAAAGCAUGAACAUUAUCCCACUCCUAGUGGCUGGCAGCCCCCCAGAGACCUUCCACCCAACCUGCCCUACUUUGUGCGGCGUUCUCGGAUGCACAGCAUCCCUGUCUACAAGGACAUCACGCACGGGAACCGUCAGAUGACUGUGAUCCGGAAGGUGGAGGGGGACAUUUGGGCCCUGCAGAAGGACGUGGAACAUUUUCUGAGCCCACUGCUGGGGAAGACACCCGUCACCCAGGUCAAUGAGGUGACAGGUACUCUGCGGAUCAAGGGCUACUUUGACAAGCAGCUCAAAGCCUGGCUCCUGGAGAAGGGCUUCUGAGGCCCAGCUGAGCAGCCUGCAUGACAGCGUCUCCCCCAGACUGAGUCCAGGGGAUCUCAGGAGGAGGGAGGUGGGUGUUGGAGGAACUAGGACAGUGCUACAGGACCAGGGCUAAGGGCUCAGAGUGAGGGUUAAAGGGCUUCAGAGCAGGCCUUGCUUGCACAGAGAGGGAAAUGGGACCCUCCGCACAGGAGCCAGUACUGGGGGAGACCUGUCUAACACUGGAGACCCACCAGGAACAGCUGAGCUAGUGGGGGGCAUUCGUUACUGUCCCCCUACCCCCACUCCCCGCUCCUGCUUUCUCUUUAUUGGAGCUCCUUAGCUCAGCUCUUCCAGUUCUGGAGGUUGCUGACUGCUCCUCUGGUGGAAGCACAGCCCAGUCCCAUUUUGGGGAAGGCAGCACAGGGUGGACGCAUUGGGCACAUUCCUUCCUGGCCCUCAGACCCUGACCGCUGCCAGCGCUCCCGAGCCCCUGCUCUAGGCCAGACCUGGUUUGGUGGAGCUACACACGACACAGAUGAUUCAGACGUGGCUCCUGGAGGCCUUCAGUUCCGAGUGCGGGGCUGGGCUCAGGGGCACAGCAUGCCCGUGUCAGCCCCCGGCUCAUUCUUUCUGUCCAUGCGGAGGUAGAAGGCCCUGUCCCUCUGCUCCAUCCCAGACCAGAGUUGGUCUGACUGGGUUUCCAGCUCCACGAAGCAGUCCUUAGCAUUAGCUGGCCUGCCCACAAGGGGGUGCUAGGGAUCUUCUAGCGGCCCUGCACAGGGGCCUUCUUCCCAGCUUGCUGACCUGGUCUCAAGGCUGGACAGAGGUGUACAGGCUGGAAGAUGCUGGCCUUUCACCCCUGCCAUCCAUCCCACCUCCAGGCAACGAACCUUCACACUCGCCCCAUCCUUGGAGUCACGAGGGCCAAAGGCCUGAGUUCCCACCUCCACCCCAGCAUCCAACUGGCUACAACAGGGUUCAGGGCUUGGCUCCCCUACUUGGUCUCCUGGGGGCUCAGUUUCUUCAUGUGUAAAAGGGGUAUAUCUUCCUAAUAUUUAAUAAUCAACAAUGUGCCCAAGAACAGCGCUGGCGUCUACAAAUUAACCCUCACCCCUGGAGAUUCCAGGCCAUUCUCAAGUCUACAGCCUGAGCGAGAAAAAGGAGCCCAGCGCGCUGAUCCUAGGACACCAGCUCCACCAAUCGUUAAUGCAAGUUUUUAUUCGGCUGUAUAUACAAUUUAAGCUAUUAAAAUUUGUACAAUAUUUACAAAUUAAAUAAUCAUCUGAAACUGUC